This is a messenger RNA of Contarinia nasturtii (swede midge), 589 nucleotides long. RefSeq lists its product as uncharacterized. Bases 56 to 529 code for a protein of 157 amino acids. The transcript is spliced from 4 exons. The record is from RefSeq and is a predicted model, not a curated record. NCBI's taxonomy places the organism in Eukaryota, Metazoa, Arthropoda, Insecta, Diptera, Cecidomyiidae.
CUUUUGACGAAUAAACUCAGUAAAUUGAUAGUUUUUGUUGACUCUAAAGCGAGAAAUGAUGGAUCGAAAUUUGUUCAUUCUACUUUCAGUGGGCUUCAUUUCGCAGUUUUUGAUUGGAGAUGUCGUUGCACCUGCUUCAAAAUACGUGGAAAAUCUACCAACACGGAGAAGAAUUUAUUAUAAUAAAAACUUGGCAGCCCCCAUUGACCUCACCAAAGAGCCUGGAUACGACUCCGUGGAUCUACAAAAAGAAAUCGAUGAAUUAUACACUGGAGAUUAUGGUCGCUACAAACCAAAACUUCCUCUAAAAGUUAGUUCCACUGCGGCAAAAUCGACUCCACCACCUGAUGUAGUAGUAGACAAGCACGUGGUGUCGGAAGAAAACCCAAAAGCUGUUCAUUCAAAAUCCAAGACACUUCCACCUGUUAAGGUUGGCAAGCCAACACCUCAAAUUGAGAGGGAUUCAUCUUUCACUUCUGUCAAAGAUCGAGUUAAGGAAAUCGAAGAGAAAAUUUCGAAAAGCCCUUGAAGCGAUCCGAAAUUUUCCACAGCGCAAUCUAUUCUAUUUUUCUGCAAUAAAUAAUUGUAA